Messenger RNA from Trichosporon asahii var. asahii CBS 2479, 819 nucleotides. RefSeq lists its product as uncharacterized. Bases 1 to 819 code for a protein of 272 amino acids. Gene Ontology annotation, cellular component: cytoplasm. The record is from RefSeq and is a predicted model, not a curated record. The transcript is spliced from 2 exons. NCBI's taxonomy places the organism in Eukaryota, Fungi, Basidiomycota, Tremellomycetes, Trichosporonales, Trichosporonaceae.
AUGUCGACAGCAAACCGACCUCAAAACAGCAAUAACAAUGACCUGAACGUCGACGUGCCGGAUGAGGCCCCGCCGCCGUACUCUGCUGCCUCUGGCGACCAGACGCUGCAGUCCGGCCCGCAGCGGAUGGACUUCUCCGGACCGCCGCCAUUGCCCGAUCGUUUCCAGAAUCCGGGCUAUCAAUCGCCAGCUGGGCCGCCGCCGGCGCACUUGAACCAGACGCCGACAGGAGGGCAGAGCAUCCCGGGUGUAGGCGUCGGAUACGGAGGAGGGCAAGGGAGUGGACAGUGGGGACAGCCGCCGAGCCACCCCGCAGCUCAAGCUUAUCGUCCCCCGCCGCAGCAGCCGUAUUCCCCACCGCCCGGCGCGCCCCCACCUCCGCCGCCGAACCGACCUGGCUCCUCGCAGUCCCAGGACCAGGAUAUGACGCCGACGGAGCGCCCCGUCCCCGGCCGUCCGCUGCUGCACAAGGGCCAGCUGCUCGUCUACCCGAAGUCGUACUACUGCGGCAAGUGCGCAAAUACGGGCUACAACGACUGGAAGAAGUACGGCAAGGACUUCUCUGGCGCUCUGGCGCACUCGUACGCGAUCGCGCCCAAGCCGGGGACGAACGGGACCACGUCAGCCGCGACAAACUUCCAGCGCCCCCUGCCGCAGCGCCAGGCUGCUCCUCCGCCACAGCAGUAUGGGGGUUACGGAGGCGGCUACGGUGGAGGAGGGUACGGGGGCGGAUGGCAGCCGCAGUUCAGGCCGGCAUACGGACCGCCGCCGGGCGCGCUUGUGUUACAGCCGGGAGACCCGAGGAUUGGCGGACAGUGA